This is a messenger RNA of Fusarium redolens, 597 nucleotides long. RefSeq lists its product as uncharacterized. NCBI's taxonomy places the organism in Eukaryota, Fungi, Ascomycota, Sordariomycetes, Hypocreales, Nectriaceae. The record is from RefSeq and is a predicted model, not a curated record. The coding region runs from base 1 to 597 and encodes 198 amino acids. The transcript is spliced from 2 exons.
AUGGACCCUUCUUCAUAUUAUGAGACCAACGACAUGUAUCUCAUGUCUGUCCUCUCCUUUUCCUGCCUUAUCCUAUUUGUUGUUAUUAAGUUUGAUGCCCCGUGGUCAAAGGAGGGUUGUCUCUCAUGCCUGGUAGGAGUAUGGAUUCCAUUCCAGCUCACAGCCUUGGUCCUGUUCUCUCUCCAACACUCCCAGACGGUCGAACUUCCACAACAACUAGCGAGAUCUGUAAAUACCAUCUUGGCCACAACAUCCCUGUGGGGGGUGGCAGUCAUCCAUAUUAUCACGAUCAUCUAUACAUUCGCAGUCUUAGGGAACGAGAUAUGGUGGAAAUCGGCUGCAGCACUUGUGUGUGUUGAAGUUGCUUUGAUUUUGAUAUUUACCAUGAUUCCGCAAGUCCCGACCCCCGUGGAGCUGGCAUAUAUCAUGCCUUUCACUUCACAAACUGCAGCUAUAGGUGUAAUCUGGGCGUCAUCUCGAGACAUAUUCCGAAACAGGAUACAGAAGAAUACGGCUGAUCAUCUGUUGGGUUUGGGCUUAAUCACUCUCCUUGUCUCUGCACUUUUACUUCCACUGUCAACUCUCAGGUACUUUUGA